GAGGCGGCGGCGGCGGCGAAGAUGGCGGCCGCGGCUCAGGCGCUGAGUUGCUCCGGGCUGCUGCUGGCCGCCGCCGCCCUGGCGCUGCUGGCCGUGGCCAUCGGCACCGACUCCUGGUACGAGACGGACGCGCGGCGACACCGCGAGCGCUGCCGCGGCUACGGCCACAAGCGCAACGCCCACAGCAACAGCAACAACAACAGCGACCCGCCCGGCUCCAUGUCGGCGCCCAGCCCGCACCUGCCGCUCCGAGCCCGCCCGCCCAGGGCCCUGCUUCCCGGGCAAACCCCGCCGCCGCCGCCCUCGGCAGCGCAGCCGCUGCUGCUCCCCGGGGCCGCCGCCGCCGCCGCCGCCGCCGCUUUGGCGCUGGAAUCGCACUGCGGCCGCCGCUUCAACUCCACCGUCUCCGGCCUCUGGCGGCGCUGCCACCGCGCGGGCUUCGAGCCCGACAGCGAGGAGCUCAUCCAGAAAGGUGCGCGGGGAGGGAGCGGCGGCCGCGCCCCACAGGUCGAGGGAGGGCUGCGCUGGCGGGGGUCGAGGGCGCGCGCACGCGGGAGGGGGAGAGAGAGAGAGCUCGCUCCCGUCGAGGGAACAUUUUGAGGGGCGUCGGUGGGGUGGGUGCUGCUGCUGCUGCUGUCCAGGGUGCUGAGUCUGCAGAGCUGCCUUCCCCGCCCAGGCCAGGGAGGGAAACGCCUCCAGGGACCUUCUCCUCAGCUGAGCUCCUUGGGGCUGCGGGGCCGAGUCCCCGCCUCAGGGCAGCCUCCUCACCCGCUCUCCUCACAGAUUUCUAGCCAAGCGCUAGGUGUCCCAGAGCCUUGCAGGUUUUCUUCCCCUCCUUCUUCCAUGGUGGCAAGAGGGCUCAACAGAAGCUGGAAGGGGGAAGCGGGAGGCAAUUGCAUUUUCUCAAGUCAAGGCUGCCUAAAAUGGUGGUUAUUUCCAUGUCUCCCACUGGAUUCUCCGCCAGCCUAGAUCUCUAGGGCUUAGGGUCCUUUCCCAAACGCUCACAAUGCCCUUUUUAUGCAUGAGAAUAACCCGGGCAAGAUACCUCCUGUAUAUGUUCCUCUGGAAGACCUCAGGUGAACCAGCUGGGCAUGGGUACAGCCUGCCAAGGUUUCUGUGGUUGCAGCCAUUGGGGGAAGUGAUGCUUGUUCACAGCUGUGAUCAGCUGCCCAUCACCAUUCAUUUCUCCCUGGGAAUGCAUUCUUCCACCUGCUCAAAGAUGGUCAGGUCUGCCAAACAAAAUGCAGUGCACACAGUUAAAAAUAAAUAAAUGGGCAGGGGGUGCUGUACCCACCUGGGUGAGAGGGGCAAUUUGUUUGGCCAGGGUGGGAUGUGCUUUAUGCACAAGGAAGAUCUUGCUUUGGAUGUGGGAUUGUCCCGAAAGAAAACAUGCCUUCAUUUUCCAGGGACACUAUGCACAAUUCCAGAGCCCUGCAGUGUGGUGUCAGAAACCUGGGCAGUUGCCUUGUAAGUGGCAUUGUCUAUAUAUGAAUGACAAACCUGAAUGCUGGGCACCAUUACUGCCACAUGGCUCCACCAUAUCCAGCUGCAGGUCACUGUCAGGCAUAUCUCUUGAUUGUCAGGCAAAAUCUUUUUGUGGCUGCUCUGUGUUGUUCCACUUUCCACCAUGAGAGGCUAAGAAAUGUACCUGGCAUUCCUGACAUAUGCCCAGGAACUGCAUAUAGAAAGCAGCUCUUGCUUUACCCUUCUAAAAUUUGGCAGUGGUUGUCUUCAUUGUGCUGCAUUGGAAAUAGAGUGGUUGAAUCUCACACCUUUUCCAUAGGAUUUCCUUUACCUGUAACAGUUGUGGAAAUUGCAACAGGAUGGAAGCUCAUGCUUCCAAUAAACAUGAGCUAUAUAAUAUUCCGACGCUGGCAGCACAAGAUGCUUCAGCCCAUUUCCUUACAUUUCAAGUAUAGUCUUCCAGGCAGUUGAAGAAAUUGCUAAUAGCAGAGAUUGUGGCAUUUCCAUCUCACAAUAGGAAAUAAUUAAAUCACUCAAUAAAAAUAUAUUUCAGUCGUCUGCUAAAAGAAUGACAUACAGCAUAAUCAGUAAAAAGUUCAAUUAGCAAUGAAUUUAGAAAAAAAUGACAAAAAACAUAUUCUACAACCAAUACUUACAAAUUAAAAAAAACAGCAACAAGGGUAAAAGAUGUUGCGCAUUAAAACUGGUAACAAUGAAAUUAAGUGUUAUACAAUUCAAGCCUGUUGGAGAAACAUCUGGGGUGUUUUAAAAUUAUUUAUGUAUUUUAUACCCUGCAUUUUGAGAAAUCUCUUUCUCAGUGAUUAUUUAAGGAUACAUAUAGAGAUGGCAAGAUGAUGGUUUGAGGUAGAGUUCUAGCUCUAAAAGUCUUUGAACAUAUACACCAAUAAACUAUCUACUCCCUUGCUGCCCGUUACACCUAGAACUGCCCCUGAAAACACCUUUACUUCCUUCAGGUCUCUCCUCAAAACUCAUCAUUUUCAGAAAGCCUUUGGAACAACUCAUAGACUAUUGUGUAACAUGUAAUUAAAAUAAUAGCAUGCCCUAUCCUAACCUCUGUUUUGACCCUUCUGUUAAGGCUUCACAGCAUGUUUUUUAGGUUGUGAACGUCAUUGGGUUGAGAACCUGUCAAAACUCUUCUUUGUGAAGCCUGAUGUCCAUGAAUGGUGCUAUAUUAUUUUGCUAACCUGGUGUUUCUGAUCCUGUAUCAUGUCUAAGAUAUAGAUGUAGAUUCUCUUUACAGAACCCAUUGUAACAUCACCAGCUGCUUUCCUGCAUUUAAUUCACUAGAAUCCAUCUUCUGCAUUUUUAUGUUUCCAUGUUGAAAGACAUUUUCUUCAUUAUAGUAAUUAGUAUUGUUGUGGAUCAUGCUGUUUUACAUCUCUUUGAUUCUCCCUCCUCCACUUUGGCCAAAGGCCUUCUGCUCCCACUGUUAUUUCCAGAAGGAUUGAAAACAAACUCUGUUGCUUGUUCUCUAACACUGUUUUCAGCGUGUUCUUUCUUUUAUGAAAAGUUAAUUCAUGUCAGACAAUGGGGCAACAAUCCAAGACAGAGCUAGAUUUGGGUAAACCCAUUAAACUCAGUGGGAUUAAGCAUGCCCUUGUGUUGGAUUGUGGCCCAACUGCCUUCCUGCGUUCCUUCGUCCUAUGGCUUGGAGGGCCUGCAUCCUUCCUAGCUAGUAUGCCUUCAAAAAUAACUCUUUACAAUACAAAGUCAUAGUCUUGUAUCUUUUGCCAUAAUUAAUAUUUUUCUGUGUAUGGAUAUAUUUGCACAUAAAAGAAAACAGCCUUGUUUUUUCAGGUUGCAAUCCUAUAUUCACUUACCUGCAACCAAGCCCCAUUGACUGCACUGGGAUAUACUUCUGAGUAGGCAUGUAUGGCAUUACACUGCAAAUUACUGUACUACUUCUGGUCUCUUAGUUCAACUUUUCCCUAUCUUCUGUUUCCAUGUCAGUUCCUCUAUAAACAACAAUACCUAUUCAAAGUAAUGAGCUCAUGUGUGUGUCUCAUCAUGUACUUAUAGUCACUAGAGCAGUGGCUCAGACACUUAAAAAUCAAUCAAUAAACUUGUAGGCAUACUUCAUUCUUACAUUUGAAAAGGCUUGCUUCUAAACAUCAACAUCUAAUGAUUACUGACCACUUGUGCAAUAGAAAUGCACUUGUACAACUGGACUUCCAAUUUCUCUUUUUACCCCCUCCAGCUGUCCAUCUAUUAUGGAAGAUCCCUCUAGAUUUGGAGCACAUGUGGGGCUGCAGGGGCAAGUAGAGGAAACUUAGAUCUCAUCCAAGGCAUGUAAGAAUAAGAAUGAUCUCUCUUCAGAGUAGCCCUGCUAAGUAUGCGUGUGAAUCACUGUUCUGAGUGUGCCUCUUCUGAGGGCAGGUAAUUCUGUUGCAUCUCUGCAUCAGGAGUAAAUGAAAGAGCCACUCGCAUUUGGUGCAGAGACCUGGAAGAAUGAUCUGCCUGCAUUGGAGGCUGCUUGGAUGAAGGAGACAAGACUGGAGUAGUGGAUCAUGCAGUGGGAAGCCUCUUCUGUGAUUGGGUCCCUUGAGCUGACAUGAGAAUCUUUAUUUGCUUCUUCAUGCACAGGCCCUAUUAUAGGAGAAGAUAUAAGAGAUUAGAUAGGCCAGUUUAUAUUAUUUGUCUAGCUAGGCUUGUGUUUUCUACUCUGGCUGGUGGUGGUUCUCCAGGAUCACAGGCACAAGGCUUUCCCUCCCUGAUUCCAGCUCUCUUUUUUUAACUGGAGAUGCCAGAGACUGAACCUGGGAUUUUCUGUAUGCAUGUGAUCUACCACUACAUUAUGGCUGGAGAUAAACGUCUCCUAUUCCUAGGAGCCUGUGUGGUGUAGUGGUUAAGAGCGGUAGUCUCGUAAUGUGGGGAACCGGGUUUGCUUCCCUGCUCCUCACAUGCAGCUGCUGGGUGACCUUGGGCCAGUCACAUUUCUUUGAAGUCUCUCAGCCCCACUCACCUCACAGAGUGUUUGUUGUGGGGGAGGAAGGGAAAGGAGAAUGUUAGCCGCUUUGAGACUCCUGAAGGGGAGUGAAAGGCGGGAUAUCAAAUCCAAACUCUUCUUCUUCUUCUUCUGCUGUGCACUACUGAAGUAUCUUUCUUUAAAAGCUUUAGUUUAUUCAUGUGAGCAUGGAUGCAACCAUCUUUUAAACUUCUGCUAUUUAAAUGCAGUGCAUCAAUUUUCUGUGACAGUUCCUACUUGUGAAAAACUGGCAAGGAUUAAUUUUUACCUGUUUGAACUAUGAAAUAUAUGCUUUUUAACCACUAUGGGGGGUAGAAUGCAACCCUGUUUAUUCUUUUUCACAAUUUCCUUCAAGCUCCCAAAAGUUAGUUUUUAAAUAUGUGUGUGUAUAUGUAUAUAUAUAGAGAGAGAGAGAGAGAGAGAACUGCUUGUCACAAAGCAAUAAUUUUUUUUCCAAUAUAAAAAGUAGGUUUGCAGAGACUACCUUGGAUUUGAUGUUUCAAUAAAGAUAGGGUAAGAAACUGAUACUCCCUAAUCUCCUAAAGCAGGUGAAAAUCGGUAGAAGACAUUUAAGCACAUAUUUGCCUUGUCCUAUGGCUAAGCAGUUAAUUAUAAAUACAAUGAAAAUGCAGGAAAGAGAAGUUCAGUUAUUUAAAUCAAAUCUUCAAAGAGCUCUAGCAAGUGAUAACACAAUCCCCUGGGAACCUACAGAAGACACCAGAAACUGACUUGAGUUGGGGGUCUAUCUGAAAGACAUAACUCACUGUUAUCAUAAUGAUAAAAUCAUGAAUUGAUAACUCUUUGGUUUGGCUCUAUAAUAUUCCAUAGCACAAACUAAUUUGGAAAGGCCACUUAAGGGUCAUAGAAGAGGAGGGACUCAUGGAUUACAUUGUGGAGAGGUUGCCUCUAUUUAAUGGCAAUGGUUAUGAACAGUGAUUCCAAAGGCCACAGUCACAAUAUUCAUUCUAAUUUUUUCUUCACAGUUUUCAUCCUGUUAUUUUUUUUAGAAACUUCAGGUCCCAUUUCAGCUUCUCCCCAUUUCUUCCAUAGUAGAAAUAAUCUUGUUCUGUUAUUCUGUUCCUGUCCACUAUAACCAGAACAUCAACCUAGAAAAGAGUAUAUUACUAUAGGUCCUGCUGAUUAUUUGAUGCCGUGCUUUAAUAAUGAAAUGUGAUAAUUAGUAAUAAACAUAACAAUAAUAUCUAUAAUAAUAAUAGUAAGCACAACACAUCAUCAUUCUGAAUAUUAAAAGUGCUUUACAUAUAUUAUCUUUUUGCAAUCCUUACAACACUAUAAAUAGGAUCAGUAUUGUAGCUCCCUUAUUGCAGAUGCUGGGCUUUUGUUGAGAAUCAGUGGUUUGCCUAAUACUCGGUACUGAAUUUGUGGCAGAGGUGAAAUUAAGUGACAUGGUUUACAUUGAAUCAGUGCCGGAUUUACGUAUAAGCUAAACAAGUUAUAGCUUAGGGCCCCACUCUCUUUGGGGGGCCCCAAAAAUUUAAAGGGAAAAACAACUGGAUGUACAUUUCCAAAAUAAAAGAUAAAAAAACAAAUAAAAUAACACAUACAGCAACAGUGUUUUGUGUUGUGUAGGCUCCUAUGAUGUAAGUAAUGGCCCCUGCCUGCUAGCCUGCUCCCUAAAAUAUCACAUAUAAAGGGCCCCAUUACCUUCAGUAGCUUAGGGCCUCAUCAAACCUAAAUCUGGCCCUGCAUUGAAUGAUGGCUUAGCAUUAUGAGUACAAACUAAAGCAAGGCUAAUAUAGUUUAGGAGGCAGUAAAGGGAAAGCAACGUCAAUAAAGCCUAACGUCAGAUAUAUAGUGUUUCUGUUUGUCAUUUUUUCUCUUUCAGGAGUCAUACAGCGUUGCACAUCUGUGAAGUAUCACUACACUUCAUCUUCCCUGCCACGCAACUUGCCUGUUAAUAUUACCAACACUAUCCGCCAGGAUGAGUGGCAUGCCCUCCGUGAGUAUCCAAAGCACUCGCUGAACAUAGUUCUUUUGUAUCUUUGUUACCAGAAUUGAUCAAAAUUCAGGAGAAUCACGUGUACCUCCUGGAACUGUACUGCUUCAGAAUACAGGUGGGGUAAAAAACACGUUUGAAUAUUCCUGUUGAAAGCAUCAUGCACAUGAAAGCUAGCAUAUCAAGGAGCCUUCUUCUUGACACAUUAGCUUUCCAUGUACAUGGUCUUUUUGAUACACAGGAGUAAACAAAUACUUUCUGAGCCCACCCAAGACCACCAUGCCUUGUAUUCAUUUAUUUUAGCCUUGAAUUUUGCCUGCUAUUGGCUCCAAUAGGAGGGCUUAUUUGAAGCCUAAAUGCAGUGUUUUGUAGAGGGUCACAGCUGCUGAAAACACUUCCCACACUGCAGUUAGGCUUGGAAAAAGCCUCCUAAAAUAGGAUGCUUUUUUCAUGCAAAACUGCAGCUGGUGGCAGGAUGGUUACAUUGAGAGAAUGUGUGUGUGUGUGUGUGUGUGAGAGAGAGAGAGAGAGAGAGAGAGAGAGCGCUGAAUGGAAGAACAAAUGGUGUUACCCACUACCAACUCUGACCCUGCUCACUUGCACCACAUCUACUUUCAGUUGGACCCAACCAAUGCUGGUGUGAAGUUCUCCCAGCAUUUUCUCAGGCUGGCAAAGGUUCUCCAUUCCAGUCUAAGUGAGAGGAAGUUGAACUGAGCAGCUUUGCACUGGAACAAUGUUUUGGGUGCUGAUGUAACUGAGGUGCUGCGUAUGUUACUAUUGGAUUGCAAGUUUACCACAAAUAGCUUGUGGGGGGGCGGAAUCUGAGUCAGCCAAUCCUUUAAAAAAUUGAAAUGGUCAUGUAGGCAAUGGCAGAGGAAGGGUAUCAUCACUGGGUGUGUGUGUAUGACAAAAUGACAAAAAUAUGAGGUUUGUUUGUUUGUUUGUUUUUAAAAAGGCUCAUGAAACUUUUUAGUUCAGUCAACAAAUGUAAUGAAAUGUGGCUGACACUGGGCACCACACCGCGGGGGCCGGCACUUACUGAGGGGCCUGCAGCGUGCCCAAGCCAGGGAGUGGGAGAGACAUAGUGGCUUAGGUGUCUGCAGGCUCCACGUUGCCUAAAAUGGCAGUGUGGGACUUGCGUCUGCCCACCGCCUCUCCCUCAGCUGCCCUACAGCUGAGGGGGAGGCGGCGGAGAGACUCCAUGCAGCGUGUCCCGCCCCCCUGGGUGGCUUGCCCUGCCCCUGGCUGAAGGACACACAGACUGCUUUGAGAUUGUUACUCAUAUAUUUCUAAAGCCAGAAGGGAUCAAAAGGUCAUCUAUGCCCCAAAUUAAGGUCUCGUCCCUUUCCCAUCAGUUUAUGUAAUCAAAAACACGGUUAAGGUAUUCUUGGAGUGGUGGUUUGGCUCGGAGGUUAUUCUGACCUCUGAGCUACACAGUCAUGGUGGCCAGCGAGACAACCUUAGUUCUGUAUAGCUUUGUACAGGGCUUUCCUACAUUUGUGCUCCAAACAGGAACCCCCUCACAAUGCUAAAUACUGCUACUCAGCAGCUGGUUCCCCAUAUAGCUUUCCUUUCUGGUGGUAUCAUAUCUUGUACUUUAAUUACUACUUUCCUUUCUUCACUGCCAUUCCUGCUCCUUGGUCAAGCCCCACCAACCCACUAGGCCAUAUGCUAAUGAUUAUCCUUUCCUCUUCAUUGCCUAAUUUCAUGGACACUUUUCUAGACUUCUUUGAGGACACAUGUUAAUAGCAACCUAGCUUGCUCCUGUAACAGCACCACAUCAGCAGUAUGUGUAACCCAGGAGCCCAUCAUGCUUCUGAGUGGGAGCCUGAUGGCAUGGAUAGUCAAAGAGAUUGCCUCUUUAUGUGCUUUCUUGUAAAGUGCUAUAAAAGUGCAGUGUAAACCACUUGUAAUAAAUAUAGAAGGCAAAUUUCCAUCUGGCUCAUUUUCCAAAGUGAUUAUUUUCUUGACUUGGGGGUUCUUACAGAAAGGCAUGAUAUUUUUAGGAAGUGCUGAGACUUUGCCUUCUUAAAUGCUUAAUAAUAAUAAUAAUUUAUUAUUUGUACCCCGCCCAUCUGGCUGGGUUUCCCCAGCGACUCUGGGCAGCUUCCAUAGAUUAUAAGAUUUCAAAAGAUGGAAGCACUCAUAUUCAUGGAUCACUGGUGCAAAUGUGAGCCUCCACCUCUGAUUUCCUCUGCGGUCUCCAAAUUACUCUUCACAGACUCUCUUUUCUCUCCCUCUUUCUCCAUCUUCUUUCUUCCUUGCACCAACACCCCCUCAGAUCUGCGGAGAAUGACAGCUGGCUUUAUUGGUAUGGCAGUUUCCAUCAUUCUUUUUGGGUGGAUCAUUGGUAUGCUGGGCUGCUGUAAACAGCAUGAGCUCAUGCAAUAUGUAGCUGGACUGCUCUUCCUUAUGGGAGGUGAGAGUUCUUUUUUCUUUGUAGGCUGAGAGCCAUUUUCUGAAGAAAUGCAUUUGGUAUUGUGCCCUAUAUGUAAUGAAUUGAAGCCUUGGGGGGGGGGGACUGGGCUCACAGGACAAGAACUAGGGAACAGGUGAUAUAAUUGUUUGGACUGUCUCAAUGAACUUAAAAUGUGUGAUAAAACUUUCAAAUGACAAAAAAGAGGGGAGUGAAAACAUGUGUCAGAUAAUGGUACUUACCCAGUUCUUGGACCAGUUCUACCCUGGGAAACCCCCAUGAGGGAUUGUGACAGAUGGGUGGGACAACCCACCUGUCAUUCAUGUGGCAGUAUGUGAUUGACCAGUGGAUGGCACUGACCAUCUGUCAAAUACUGAUAAGGGUGAAAAAAGUUCCUCACCCUUCUGUAUACCCACUGCUGUGCUUGUAGCUAUGUGACUGGCUACUUCAUAGGUGUGCUAGUAGAAUAUUGUAUUUUUAUUUUUAUUUAUUUAACUGGUUUUAGGUGCAGCCAGAAACCCUCUAAUGGUUUUUAUGUAUUUUAUAAAUUUAUAUCCUGCUCAUCCAAAGGAGCUGGUUUUCUGUUUCCUUGUACAGUACAACAUGAAAAGAGCAGCAUAACCUUUAGAGAGAAAAGCAGCUGAUGAGGAAGAAGGUAUUCAAAACAGAUUUUUUUCUCUAUAGAGAUCAAAGAGCGAGAUCAAAACAAAUGUGAAAGCAUAGUUCAGAUCUGACAGUAGCCUGAAAAGGGGCAGGAAAAAGGCCCAUGAAUCUGAGAUUCAGAUGCUGUGGAUAAUAGGCUGUGCAAGUUUGUUUCCUUCUACAACAAAAUUCCUCAAGUCACAAAAAAUGGGAGCUUUACAGAUUUGAGGCAGCCCUUUGCAAGGAAGCUGAGAAACACUGGCUUUAUCUUUAUCUCUUCUCUUUUUCAGGUACCUGCUGCAUCAUCUCCCUUUGCACAUGUGUGGCUGGGAUAAACUUUGAGCUGUCUCGUUACCCUCGCUAUGUCUAUGGGUUACCCGAGGACAUCAGUCAUGGCUAUGGCUGGUCCAUGUUCUGUGCAUGGGGAGGCCUGGGACUGACGCUUCUGGCAGGAUUCUUAUGCACAUUGGCCCCCUCUCUCAAUAGCCCCCGGACUGUCGUACAGAAACCCAGACAGGAAAAUGGUACUGUGUGAUGAGAAGGGAGCAAAGGACUCUAGCAAGCACAGGCCAGGCCAGGUCCGGCAGUGGGUUACUGCCAAUAGUGGGGGCAUCUGAAAUUCAUGAAGAAGGGAGGUUCCCACUGCAAACAAACGAAGGAAUUCAGCUGCUAUGUCAAAGACUCGGGGGGGACCCCUCCCUUCCUUUGAUUCUUCAGCCUGCCUGUCUGAUACAACCAACCAAAUCAGGUUCAUUCUUUAUUCCUGGCUUGCCUAAAGGGAACUUUUCUGUUAAAUAGGGUGUGUUGCUGUAGGAUCUGUGUACCAUUUAAGCUGAAUCAGAUUUCUGCUAGGAGCAGAAGCCACUGUGAAUUCCCUUUGGCGUCCUUGUGACUCCAGGGAACUCCAUUUCCAAGAAUCUUUGAGGACCAGUCAGAGGUAAAGACCAAAGGGAAAUCCAGCCAGUCUCAGUAUUCAUAGAAUCAUAGAGUUGGAAGGGACCCUGCGGAUCAUCUAGUCCAACCUGAAUAUGCAGCCGUCCCAUAUAGGGAUUGAACCCGCAACCUUGGUGUUAUCAGCACCACGCUCUAACCAACUGAGCUAUCCUACUGAUUCUCUUCUGCAGCAGGGACCUGAUGCUGUUACAGGCUUAACACAGCCUACUGCUUCAGCCUUUGACACCAGCUUAAGUGGGGGCUUUAUAGACAUUCAGACAGGAACAUUAGCAAGUUCUUCCUCUGGACCACACAGUAUCUAACCUAUGCCAGUUCUGGGAGCCAAAUAUGUAUAGCAGUAGCUCAUGAAAGGUUACUUCUGGGAUAACACAUAGGGAGUUAGAGCAAGCAGCAAAUAAAUGAGACUUCAGUGCUUGAGGAAUUCUUCCACGAAGGCAUCAGGCCUGAGUUAGUGUCAAGAUAACUCACACGCAUACAGAAAAGCAUUUUUGGGGAUGACAGGGGUGGCUGAACCUAAUGAAGUUAUUUAGUCACAUGUGAUAUUCCUGCUUGAGGUAACACAAAGAACAAAACAACAGGUUUCUGGUUGAGGCAAGAAAGUGGACCAGGGCUCCCAUCCUAGAAAUGAUGUUGUCAUAGCAACUGCUGUAAUAGGCAAAUGAGAUUUGCAAGCUGCUUCAAAUCCUUCCAGGCUGAGUGUAGAACUUUACCAUUUUGGAUAAUGAGCACAGAAACUUGAAAAGACAGCCCGCUUGGUAGCAUCCUCUUCUAACAGAAAAGGAAGCACUUUUUAUUAAAUGGACUCAGUACGCACGUGAACAACGAGAGCUGGGCCUAACUCAGGAACAUCAACAAUGGUGCUGAAGGGGAGGAACUGGUCUUUCCUCAUUGUACUCCUUUUCUGUCUCCUCAAAAGACUACACAGAAGCCUUUUUUGGAGGGCUGUUUACAUUGUAUUUUUAAGUGGCAUGUAAUUAAUAACUCAGUGCUAAAGUCAAUGUAUUCAUGGAAAGUGUGAUUUUUAAAUGGAAGUUGUAAGUUUCAAGAGGCAUUAAAUUAAAAGGCUUGGGUCCAGUGAGAAGCUGGAGAUUCUCAGCCUUUUGGAUCUCAUUAAGAGAGACUGACAUUAAUUUUCUGCAUUUCUACACAACCACAGCUGCUGGAGAAACCCUGUCAUGCAGCUGACGAUACAGGGAGACAGGAAUGUCACUUAUUUGGCAGCCGGCCUCGUAAUCCCAGCUGUUGAUCUUGUUCCUGUCCACAAAGCCUAAUGUGUGUAUGGGACAAGUUUUGCCUCAAAUAAAAAUUACUUCCAGAG
Molecule: messenger RNA, 11737 nt
Organism: Podarcis lilfordi (Lilford's wall lizard)
Lineage: Eukaryota; Metazoa; Chordata; Lepidosauria; Squamata; Lacertidae
Source: the annotation of a GenBank genome assembly